GAAGAAUUGCUGGUCGUGUUCGUCCUCGCGCUGGUGCGUUUGUUGCCGUGCCAGUAGCUGCUCGUGAUUCUCACCGCGCAGUGCAGAAGACGAAAACGCACAAAGAACGAAAAUACCCGUUUCAUUCAGGAGGACCAAUCUUAUCCCUCAAGAUAAGUCUCUUUGAGAUCCAGACUUGUAUUCCAGACGGAUUGUCUUUCUGCGGACAUUUUUUGAUUCACUUUGUUUCUCUUAAUUCCCACUCAUCUGAGAUUGUAUCAUUUCUAAGCCAUGUCCCAAAAGCUGACCAGCGAUGGUGCUCAGAAAGGCUUUGCUGUUGGCCGCGGGCUUCUGGCUGCUGCCGAGACUCUGAACUUUAGUAUGGGUGAGAUGCACUCCGAUCACUACGGGUCCUCUUCCCAGUCACACAGCAGCAUGGCUAGUUUGGUCGGAGGCGAGGGAAAAGACCACGACUCCCAGCUGUCUCGACGAUCGGGCAGCCACAUUAGCAAUACCAUGAAACUCUUUGCCAGCCUAGGUCUGUCACCGACUGAUUUAGAUGCACUGGCACAAGUUCCAGAGGAGAACAUCAGCGUGGAGACCUUGCCCCAUCUUAUCAUGCAACUUAAGAACCGCAAAAUGGAAACCGGUCGCCGCAUGCCUAGCGAUCUGUCGAUCCGCUCUUCUGAGACUUCGUACAGAGGAGACCGAGAAGAUUGGAGUGAUAUGCAGGGCGGAAGAAUGGAGCGUUCUGGCGGGCAGUCUCAAAGCCGCUCGCAGGGCGAAUUCGGUUAUAGUUCCAUGCGAGACUCGUCCGGUCGAGGGUACGACAUGUUAGAUUACGGCAGCAGUGGCACCAAAGACCGCCAAUAUUCUGAGCUUUCCAGUGAUUCCUACCGUGGCCUUGGCAUGUCCACGACAUCAGCAUCUGACGACAUGUUCAUGCAGAGAAGAAUGGGCACUCCGUCUCAGGGCAAAGUACAGGAUUUCUUGGGAGUCAUGCCCCUCAUGUUUCCCCAUGUGUGCGCCCUUUGUGAUUUUGAUGUGCACUCUACCAUGGAAUGGACUCAGCACACAACUGGCAUUCGUCAUUCUGAAAACCGCAGACUCCUCUUGCAAAUGUACCCUGACUGGGAUCCCCACAUGCCCUCUAGUCGCAUGUCGACAUCCAUUUCGCUCAACACAAAGAACCGUUCUGAUGGGUUGCUGGGAGCAGCGCCAGUCGGUGUUGGACUACAGAGAACAGGGAUGAGCUCCAACUGGGGUUCUAAUACCACUGUGGGAAUGAAUAGUAAAACAACCUCAUAUUCGACAGCACCCAAGAUACGAAGUAGGGUGGUCGUGGCAAAAUAUGAAAGAAAACCACUGUCCUCAAACAGCCUGUUUGCUUUGGCGAAACCCUUUGGCACCAUCCGAGAGCAUCUAGUACUGAAGAACAAGGCUUUCCUGGAGAUGCAGACCCAUGAAGAAGCUUUGGCCAUGGCUAAUCAUUACCAGCGUAAACCUGCCAUUUUGCAUGGGAAAGAGAUACAGAUUUAUUUGUCAAAGGAACUGCUGGUCAUUGAGAAAUCUGGAAAACCAGACAGAGACACUAGACCUGCAAAGGUACCAGAUAGUCCGGUGGUGUUUUUCUCCAAUUUGCCACAAGGGAAUGACAAGAAAAUGGAGCUACUCACUAUCGCUCGUCGAUUUGGUAUCGUUGAGAAACAUCUGUUCCUGAAUGAUGAGCAGGCAUUUGUUCAAAUGAGCAAUCCAGAAGAUGCUGAAAUGCUGGUCAAGUACUACACUCUACAUCCAUUGACUAUCAACAGAAGAUCCAUCAGGCUGAACAUCUCCACAAAGUACAAGACUCUAAGGAUCCCACAAGGCAGGGGGGGGCAAGGGGGGGAGGAGCCCACCCGCAGGACCAGCAGUAGCACCGGCACCAGCAGAUCUGGUGACAAAUCUUCAUCAAAAAGCCAGAGGUCCUCUAGUUCCAAAGCCAGAGAAAGUUCACCUGAGAAAGAAGAGGACUCAAAGCAGGAAGGUGAACCUGAGGUCCAGGGAGAUGGGUCAGGAGAUGAAGAAGCAGAUGUUAUGGAAGCACGUGAUGGAGACGAAGAGGCUUUAGAUGAAGAGCCUGAUGAUGCCAUCCUAUCCGGUGACCCAGAAGAAACCAGUAAACAAUCACCAGAUCCUGAUACCAACGUAGAGCAAGAAGACUCUGAAGACAAGCAAGACGCAGAUGACACAGACAUUCUGGAGGACCAGGAAAACACUGAGGAGAAACAGAAGGAGGCUCAGACAGAGGAAACUGCACUGUCUGAGGCCGAGCAGGAGGAGGAGAAUGCAGAUGAGCUUCCUAAGGAAUCAGAGGAACAGAAUGACGAACAAGCGGAGGAUGAGGUUCCUGAAGAAGACGAUACCCAUCAGGAGAGUCAUGGUGAAAUUGACUUUCCUGAGAACCUGGAUGAGUUUGUUACUCUGGAUGAGUUAGCAGAGGAGGAGGACUCUGAGAGACAAGACUCAAAGUCUAGAGCUAAAAACCCUUCAGGAAGCACCAAGGACGAUGGGCAGGGAUUGAGAGUUGUCAAUGUUGUUGGCUUUAAGCGUGGCUUUGGUUAUCUUGAUGAAAUUCUUGCUCUAGCAAAGCCGUUUGGGACAGUGGUGCGGCAUCUGGUGCUGGACGUGAGGCCGGAGGCCUUUCUUCAACUCGCCAAUGAACAGGAGGCAAGAGCAAUGGCUGGUUUCUACAGUGGGAAUGUCAUGCCAUCUGUGUGUGGAAAACCAGUGAAGGUUUACCAUUCACAGAGUUAUCCGACCAUCCAGAGUGGCCGAGUCAUCUACAUUGGUAACAUUCCACAAUUCAAAGCAUCAGAUGCGGCAAUUCUAAAAAUCGCUGAGCCAUUUGGAAAAAUCAGAAGAUACUUUCUGAAUCGAUUACGCAAUGAGUGCUUCAUUGAGAUGGAAAGAGGGGAAGAUGCUGAGAAAAUGGCAGUGGCCUACAGGGAAAAUCAACCUAAAUUUGAAGGCAAACGUCUGCUUGUCUAUGUCAGCAGGAAAUAUAAGCAACUCAAACAUGGACACAGACCUCCAAGCCCAGAGUCCGAGGAGAAACGCCCAUCCAAGAGGGAACGUCCUGAAGAAGCUGAGGCCCAGAGCAGCAGCUCUACCAAAAGUACCACCAAGCAAGACGAAGAACCGUCUCCUAAAAAGGUUAAAGUGGAAAAGCCUGAGGAGGUGAAGAAACAGGACGUAAAGGAAAGUCAAAGUGUUUCUCUAGUAACUGAUCCAGAGAUGAACAAAGAACCAGAGGAGGAACAAAUCAGUGAGACACCAGAGGUCCAGAAAAUGGAAACUGAACCUGAAACUAAAGAGGAGGCUGUUGUUACGCCCCCUGUUGCCGUGUCAGAGAAGAGUUUGGAAACCGAGGAAAAAGCCAAUACAUCUGCAGCACCUGAAAAAAAGCUGGAAACUAGCCUUGCUACUCUUGGGCCACAUGACCCUAAUGUCCCAGUUGGUGUGGAGUUUGUGAAGAUGGGAUACUACUGCAGAGUCUGCUUCUUGUUUUACUCUAAUGAGGAAACUGCUAAGAAGGUUCACUGCUGCAGUCAAGCACACUACGAUAAACUUAAGAAAUAUUUGGAAAAGGAGAAAGCCAAAGCACAGUCUAAUGGAGGAAAGAAGUGAACCGUUGCCGCUUGAUAUAACCGCUAUGAUUUUAUUCUAUGAUGAUGUCUAAUGUUUAAACAGUGUAUCCAAUGUUUUUUUUCCUUAAAAAAUAGUUAGACUGAGAAAUUGCUUUUUACGUAAUUGUCAUUCAUCAGCAAAAAAAAAGCAUUGUAAAAGUGUAGUUUGACAUUUUAUGCCCUAAAUGCUACUGCUGUCUCUGUUUUUCCUCUUAUUAAAUAAAACAUUCCUCAGACUGUU
Messenger RNA from Triplophysa rosa, 3888 nucleotides. It is a transcript of the gene matr3l1.2, whose product is annotated as matrin 3-like 1.2. Gene Ontology annotation, cellular component: nucleus. Gene Ontology annotation, molecular function: RNA binding; zinc ion binding. The record is from RefSeq and is a predicted model, not a curated record. Lineage: Eukaryota; Metazoa; Chordata; Actinopteri; Cypriniformes; Nemacheilidae. Bases 271 to 3648 code for a protein of 1125 amino acids. The transcript has 21 exons.